GGGGGCAGAGCCCAGAGGCGCGGCGGCGGCGGCGGCGGCGGAGGAAGAGGAGGAGGUGGAGGAGGAUGCAGGGGGCUGCGGGCGGCGGCGCGGCCCGGCCCGCAGUGAAGCCCGCGGCGCCCGAGGCGCAGGGAGUGGCCGUCGCCUCCUGCGCGCACCAUUCCUGAGAUGGCGGCGGCGCGGCGGCAGCUCGGGGAGCCGAGGAGGGGUCAGCCGGCCGCGGGCUGAGGCCCCGCAGGCCCGGGAGCUCGCCGGGGACCCGCGCGGUUGGCGGAGUCCCGGCCGGCCGGCCGGCCUGCGGAGCGGCGAGGCCGGGGGCGGCCCCGGAGCGGAGCGCGGCGCCCGGCCCGGGGAGGCCGCGAUGGCGAACGCGAGCGAGCCGGGCGGCGGCGGCGGCGGGGAGGCGGCCGCCCUGGGCCUCAAGCUGGCCACGCUCAGCCUGCUGCUGUGCGUGAGCCUGGCGGGCAACGUGCUGUUCGCGCUGCUGAUCGUGCGGGAGCGCAGCCUGCACCGCGCCCCGUACUACCUGCUGCUCGACCUGUGCCUGGCCGACGGGCUGCGCGCGCUCGCCUGCCUCCCGGCCGUCAUGCUGGCGGCGCGGCGGGCCGCGGCCGCCGCCGGGGCGCCGCCGGGCGCGCUGGGCUGCAAGCUGCUCGCCUUCCUGGCCGCGCUCUUCUGCUUCCACGCGGCCUUCCUGCUGCUCGGCGUGGGCGUCACCCGCUACCUGGCCAUCGCGCACCACCGCUUCUACGCCGAGCGCCUGGCCGGCUGGCCGUGCGCCGCCAUGCUGGUGUGCGCCGCCUGGGCGCUGGCGCUGGCCGCGGCCUUCCCGCCCGUGCUGGACGGCGGCGGCGGCGGCGGCGACGACGAGGACGCGCCGUGCGCCCUGGAGCAGCGGCCCGACGGCGCCCCCGGCGCGCUGGGCUUCCUGCUGCUGCUGGCCGUGGUGGUGGGCGCCACGCACCUCGUCUACCUCCGCCUGCUCUUCUUCAUCCACGACCGCCGCAAGAUGCGGCCCGCGCGCCUCGUGCCCGCCGUCAGCCACGACUGGACCUUCCACGGCCCCGGCGCCACCGGCCAGGCGGCCGCCAACUGGACGGCGGGCUUCGGCCGCGGGCCCACGCCGCCCGCGCUCGUGGGCAUCCGGCCGGCCGGGCCCGGCCGCGGCGCGCGCCGCCUCCUCGUGCUCGAGGAGUUCAAGACGGAGAAGAGGCUGUGCAAGAUGUUCUACGCCGUCACGCUGCUCUUCCUGCUCCUCUGGGGGCCCUACGUCGUGGCCAGUUACCUGCGGGUCCUGGUGCGGCCCGGCGCCGUCCCCCAGGCCUACCUGACGGCCUCCGUGUGGCUGACCUUCGCGCAGGCCGGCAUCAACCCCGUCGUGUGCUUCCUCUUCAACAGGGAGCUCAGGGACUGCUUCCGGGCCCAGUUCCCCUGCUGCCAGAGCCCCCAGGCCACCCAGGCCACCCUCCCCUGCGACUUGAAAGGCAUCGGUUUGUAAGUGGCUCUCCCGCCACCUGCACCCCAACCCGGCCUCUCCCUUUGGCUUGGACGGUGACGUCUUUUCUCCCCCUUCUGCCCCCUUUUUAAUUUUCUAAGCUGCCUUCAAGACGACUCUCGAAGUGCAUCAUCACUUGGAUUGUACAGACUCCUUUGGGGGGGAGGGGGGUUUCGAAGUCCCAGCUCCUUGCCAUUGUCCUUCUAAAUAUAUUUUCAUCCUGACAGGAGGCCCCGGAGUCUUUGUACUGGCACUGAUGUCUUUUAUUUCACGUAUUACUCUUUUUUUUUCCUUUUUCUUUUUUUUUUUUU
Hippopotamus amphibius kiboko is the source of this 1806-nucleotide messenger RNA. RefSeq names its product G protein-coupled receptor 27 (gene GPR27). Gene Ontology annotation, cellular component: plasma membrane. Gene Ontology annotation, biological process: G protein-coupled receptor signaling pathway. The transcript has a single exon. Lineage: Eukaryota; Metazoa; Chordata; Mammalia; Artiodactyla; Hippopotamidae. The coding region runs from base 362 to 1498 and encodes 378 amino acids. The record is from RefSeq and is a predicted model, not a curated record. Gene Ontology annotation, molecular function: G protein-coupled receptor activity.